UAAAUUCUCUUUAGAUUGGAAUCGGGGAUUAGCGUGAAAAUCACUCAUAUUUUACAGUAAAAUUAAAUGUGAAAUACAAUCAAUGCAGUGGAAACUAAAUAAUUAAGAAAGUUGCUAGGCUAAUAACCCAUUUGACCUCAAUUUCCCGAGAAGUAUUUUAUAUCAGUUUAUGUCAAUACAAUUAAUCAAGGCAUAAACUGAUAGAGGAUUACACACAGUGGACCAAACAAUAAAUGGCCGAGUUGCGAGUUUAUGAUAUUUAUACGGCUGCGUGACCUUGUUCAAUACACAUUGAGGACCGACCAUGCUUGACUUCAAGUUUGUUGUCAGUUGCCAUGAUAUCGGGUGCUCGGCUGGGGAUAUGCGAGGGUGACGUACUGGGUCAAAUGCACAUUGUUUGCGUGUUUGUCGUUCAGUGUCGGGUACAUGAGCGAAAAUAAUCGCUCUUGGGGCCCAAUAACCUUAUUCAGUAUCAACAAGUGCAUGUACACUCGAAGUUGUGCUCCAUGUAGUGUCGUGGAACGUAUAUAUAGCCGUUCAUCGAUAACUGGUCGGGAGACCAAUGUGGUCUAUGAAUUAUUGAAGGACGGAAGAAGCUGCCUGGCCUCAUACAAAGAGCCCAAUACGCCUGCCUGAUUUCUAGUGCCAUUAUAUCCAAGCCUCAAGCCCAACAAAUUGCAGUUUAUCGUGUUUGAUACUCUCAUUGGGAUCGAGUAUAGUGAUCACCCUUUUGAAAAUUACCGUGGAGGCGUAAAAGCUAGGCUUCAAUCACCGGCAUUGGUUGGAAAGAAUUGUAGUCAGUGAUUUCACCCGAUCCACGGACCCGUACGGGUAAUCGGGUAUACCGGGUACGGAAGUUCGAUCUCCAAGCCAGCACUCCUUGGUUGAUGAUUACACCAUGGUACACUGCAUGCCUUCUGACUUGGCAGUGAGCCUGCAUCUGUAGUUCCAGCAGGUUACUCAACAAAUCCCAAAGAUGACAUUCAUUACUGUGAAAUACGGGGACAACGAACAGAAGUUAUUCAACCCCUACUGCUCCAGUCUAAUUCUGCUGGAGUGUAUCCGCAAAAACUGCAAUAUAACGGAUGCCAAUGCAACAUUAGAUUUAUCAGACGCAAUGGGUAGCGUUAAGCGUCUCCCAGAUAACCUACACGCGUACGCAAAUACCCUACUGGACGGCAGAGAAACAUACUGGGUCAUCAGAGUAGAAAAAGGUGCGACGGACACCGAUCCGACGAAGUACACAUUGCUCAUAGAUGACCCAGAGAAGAACUGCCCAGAUUUAUCAAGUCGUCUACAAGACUUGUCUCGGCCGACAACACGAGGUCGGAAGGAGUCGCAAUGGAGCAACCUCAGACGCAAACUACCACCACGCAGCAAAACUGGCUCCGGUCGACCCAAGAGUAACACCAAGAAACGGUAGCUUGCAGCGUGGUCAAGAGUGACGGAAUCAAAUUUGGCGCCAAAAGUUCGCAGCAGACGAAAUUUACCCAACUUCGAGAGAAGCAUUUGGCCGGCGA
Molecule: messenger RNA, 1520 nt
Organism: Patiria miniata (bat star)
Lineage: Eukaryota; Metazoa; Echinodermata; Asteroidea; Valvatida; Asterinidae
Exons: 5
Coding region: 977-1423 (148 amino acids)
Source: RefSeq, a predicted model, not a curated record